AUGCCAGUGACGAGCGAGUCAUUCACCCACGGCCAUGCGCAUUCUCAUUCACACUCGCAUGCACAUACGCCUGGCCACUCGCGGAAGAAUCGAUGGGCUCCUUCCUCCUUAGGCAGAAUACCUUCCGACUCUCUUGUCAACCAAGCGAUUCCAGACACUUCUCCACGGGACGAAGUGAUACCUCACGCGCACAACGACGAAUUCUUCCACGCAAACGGCAUUGCCUCCGCGCCGAGCCUACAGAUCGGCCAUGUACAUAAGCACGGCGGAGAGAAGAGGAAACAGUCAGACGCCGCAUACAACCCACCUGUGCAAGCAUAUCACCAGCCAGCGACCGACAGCGCAACAUGGGCAACCCAGCAAAUACUGAGGGUGACUGAGCGGUGGCCUUUGAUACAUGGCAUUGUCAUCGACGCGGACUCGCGGCGGAUAUUCUACUUCAUGCUGCUCAACCUGGCAUUCAUGUUUGUCCAGGCGACUUAUGGCUACUUGACUGGGUCAUUGGGAUUGAUCAGCGACAGUCUGCACAUGUUCUUCGACGUGGUAGGGCUGUUCGUUGGACUCUGCGCGGCUGUCAUGAGCAAGUGGCCACCGAGUCUGAAGUUCCCAUAUGGGUACGGGAAGAUCGACACGCUGGCUGGGUUCGCGAACGCAGUCUUCCUCAUGCUGAUCUCGGUAGAGAUUGUGUAUCAGGCAGUCGAGCGCCUGUCCAAUGGCGCUGAUGUGGCCCGCACCACCGAGCUGUUGAUAGUGAGCAGUAUCGGCCUCGCUGUCAACAUGGUCGGCAUCAUGGCGUUUCACGGUCACCAUGGACAUGAUCAUGGACACGAUCAUGGUCACGCACACAGCCACAGCCACGAUCACGCACACUCGCACGAACACAGUCAUUCCCAUUCGCACGAUCACAGCCACUCGCAUUCCCACGAUCACCACGACCAUGACCACGGUCACCACCACUCACCAUCCGACAUCAAUUCUCCUCUCUCGGCAUCCGCUUCGCCCACAAAAGGCAGCAAAGCUGCUUCUCCGUCUCACGCGCACCACUCUAACAACAUGAUGGGCUUGUACCUACACAUCAUGGCGGACGCCCUUGGCUCCGUCUCUGUCGUCAUAUCCACAAUUCUGAUCCAAUUCACCGGAUGGUCAGGCUGGGACCCCAUAGGGUCAUUCUUGAUCGCAGUUCUCAUCUUCGCCAGCGUCAUCCCUCUCGUCAGCUCCACAACCAAGAUCCUCCUGCUCUCAUUAAACUCAGAUAUCGAGUACAAUCUCCGAGACAUCCUGGCAGGUGUUAGCAACAUCCGCGGCGUGGUCGGCUACUCGGUGCCCAAAUUUUGGCUAGAGGACAUUAAGAAGGAUGCUGGUGGACAUGGGCAUCAUCAUCAUGGUCACAGUCAUGAUCACGACCAUCAUCACGGGCAUGAGAGGAAGAGCUCAGACUGUGCUCAAAGCGAUGAUGAAGAAACAACGACAGUGCUUGGACUGAUGCAUGUCAUUGCGAGCACGUCCGCAGACUUGCACGAUGUCGAGCGUCGGACGAGUGCUUAUUUACGUGCGAGGAAGAUGGAUGUUGUCAUACAGGUAGAGCGGGAAGGCGAGGGUCGGUGUUGGUGUGGAGGUGGGAAAGUAACAUAG
Messenger RNA from Cyphellophora attinorum, 1632 nucleotides. RefSeq names its product putative zinc transporter cis4. Gene Ontology annotation, cellular component: membrane; Golgi apparatus. Gene Ontology annotation, biological process: transmembrane transport; zinc ion transport; intracellular zinc ion homeostasis. The transcript is spliced from 2 exons. NCBI's taxonomy places the organism in Eukaryota, Fungi, Ascomycota, Eurotiomycetes, Chaetothyriales, Cyphellophoraceae. Gene Ontology annotation, molecular function: zinc ion transmembrane transporter activity. The record is from RefSeq and is a predicted model, not a curated record. Bases 1 to 1632 code for a protein of 543 amino acids.